AGGAACGUGGCUCGAUGUUGGACGUAUGAGACGGCCAUUUUGGUGGGAAAGAAGGAUGAGAUACCCGACGAGAUACCCAAUAAUACGGGUAAUUUUUGGGUUUUUGGGGUUAUUUUGUUAUUGUUUUUAUUAUUUUUGUUGUUUUUAUUGUUUUUGUUGUUAUUUGUGUGUAUUUUUGCAGAGUAUCUUCAGUUUUUCGCACCUGAAUUUACGUUGAAGCCGGUUUUGGCGAAGAGGCAGGAAAAUCAAAAUACGAAGGAGUAUAUAACAGCUCUAAAGCAAGAGGUGCUUGACCAUCUUCGCCAAAUACGCCACGCCCCCUCGGUGCAGAUGCAGGAGGUACCGCCCGAUUUGAUUGAUAAAGACGAGAUAUUUUUAAUCGAAGAACCAGGGCCGGACGUGCUGCCGGAGGAUAUUGAUCCGGAGGGUAUGGGCAUGUGUUCUUUUACUGCUACAUCGAUUAAUUCUGAUGAGGAGAAUAUGACGCCGUGA
Molecule: messenger RNA, 492 nt
Organism: Anisakis simplex (herring worm)
Lineage: Eukaryota; Metazoa; Nematoda; Chromadorea; Rhabditida; Anisakidae
Source: the annotation of a GenBank genome assembly